AUGCCAAACCUCGUUGUCACUGCAACUUUCAGCCCUCCAGCUUUCAGCAUUGUUGGUUCACCGCUGCGGGAGGAUACGAUUAAGCACAUGGAGGAACGUAUUCCCACCGUGCUUUCCACUGCACUCAGCCGUUCUCGUGAACCUUCUUAUUUUGUGCACAGCAAAAACCCCGAAUCAUGGAAGAUGGAAUUAAGUCAACACUUUUGUGACGAACUGCACCGCGCCGCCGUGUCUCUCGUCAUCAUUGAGUGCCUUGACGCGGAAGGUUGGGUUUUACGCACCAGCAGUUCUUCUCAGGAUACUAAUGAAGGUAAAUGCUGCAUUAAGUUUUAUUUCACUCGCUCUUAG
Messenger RNA from Trypanosoma brucei brucei TREU927, 348 nucleotides. RefSeq lists its product as hypothetical. Bases 1 to 348 code for a protein of 115 amino acids. The record is from RefSeq and is a predicted model, not a curated record. The transcript has a single exon. NCBI's taxonomy places the organism in Eukaryota, Euglenozoa, Kinetoplastea, Trypanosomatida, Trypanosomatidae.